CCCUUCACCUCCGCCCUCGCGCACCAAGCAGCGUCAUUCGCCAUGCUGCGCCGCUCGGGUCUCUCGCGCCUGGCCGUGGCGCACGUUGCCGGCGCAGGCACAGGCGCAGGCGUACGCCGCAGCGCCGUGCUGUCCGCGCUGCUGCCGUCUUGCAAAGGGCGGCACAGCAGCAGCAGCAGCAGCAGCAGCUCGUUUUCGACCAGCGGCACCCGCACCACCACCGCCGUCACCGCACGUCGCUCGCUGUCCUCCAUGUCCCAAGCGAGCGCCUCCUCCUCUCGCACCUCCGCCGCCUCCUCCACCUCCUUGCUGCCGCCUCUGCCCACACCGCGCGAUCUGCUCGCACAUCUCGACGCCUACGUCGUGGGCCAGGCGGGCGCCAAGCGUGCGCUGUGCGUCGCCCUGCACAACCAUCUCGUGCGCCUGCGCGUCGAGGAGCAGGCCGCCGACGCGGCAGCGGCGGCGGCCGAGGCGGCGGCAAGGGUCGUCGCGCAACAACAACGGCAGCGCGCCGAGAUGGCACAGCAGCAGAACGCCGCGGCGCUCAAGGAGAGGGAGAUGCAGAGGGAGAGAGAGAGGGUGAUGGAGAGGGAAAGAGAGACGGAGAGGGAGAGGAGUGGACACUACGACAUUCUCUCCGACUGGGUGGGACAGAAGGCUGGCACGACGCAGCCGCAGGAGCGCGAGCGGCAAGGCAUGCUCACUGCGCAAGAGCGCGUAGAGUUCUUCAGUUCCGCAAUGGCACGAGCCAUGCGGCCUCCUGCCUCCAGCCUCCGUUCUUCAGCCUCUUCCGACGAGGAGGUGACGCCUCUCUCAGCUCCAUCUGCCGCUGCCGCACGUCCUUCUCGUCGCCGCGCCUCCGCGGCUCUCGCGGACGAAACGCCGCUGCCUCGGCCCAACGUGCUCCUUCUGGGGCCCAGCGGCUCCGGCAAGAGUCUUCUCUGUGCGACGCUCGCCAAAGGCCUCCAGCUGCCCUUUCUCCACGUCGACGCCACCCCGCUGACGCAGGCGGGCUACGUGGGCGAGGAUGCGGAGAACAUCGUGGCGCGCCUCUUGGCCGCUGCGGGCGGCGAUGCCAAGCGGGCGGGCAUGGGCAUCGUGGUGAUUGAUGAGGUGGACAAACUUGCGCGUCGCCCCGGCGACACUGCCACAAAAGACGUGUCGGGCGAAGGAGUGCAGCAGUCGCUCUUGCGCAUCCUCGAAGGCGCAGUCAUUGGCGUGCCGGACAAGCACAACGCUGGCGCUGGCCCUGCUGGCGGCGGCAAUACCGCACACGCCGCGGCGGGCGCAGCUGCGGCAGCAGGCAGAGAGGGCAAGAAGGAGGCAUGGUGGCCGUCGGAACGCGAGGGCAAGGCGACGACGGCUCAGGCCGAGCCGCGGCACGCCCUCGUGAAAGAGUACGAGGCCCUCUUCUCGGCGUACGGCGUCGAGCUGCGCAUCACCUCUCGCGCGCUGCGAGCAUUGGCAGCGCAAGCCGCACACAAGCGCACCGGCGCGCGGGCGCUGCGGCGGCUGCUGGAAGGCGUGCUCCUCGAGGCGCAGUUCAUCGCGCCAGGCAGUUCGACGCGCUUCGCGCUUGUGGAUGAACGAGCCGCGCGAGGGCUGGCACCUGUUCAUCUUUACUCGCGAGGAGGGAGGGGCGCCUUUGUUGCCGCGUGGGAAGAGGAGAAGGAUGCUCUUCCCUCGGCGCCGACUGCGACGCAAGAACGUGCCGCGCCGAUCAAAGGCGACAAGCAGCGGCCUACGCUCGCGGCGCUUCUAGGCGAGAAGCAGCGCGGGCAAGGCAUGGGCAUCUCGCCUGAAGCGCGCAGAGAGAGACAAGCCAUGCUGGCGGCGGCGGAGAAGGCGGCGGCUGCGCGAGGAGCGGCACGGCCGACUCGGCUGAGGCCCUUGGCGUGGAAGGGCAGGGAGGACGAGGCGGCAUUGAGACGAUGGACGCGCGCAAGACUCGUCAGGAGUAGUCGCGUGGGCAACCUUCGGCUAGUGGCGGAAUGAGAAAGACUUUCUCGCUCGAUGAACA
Messenger RNA from Tilletiopsis washingtonensis, 2020 nucleotides. Its product is annotated as P-loop containing nucleoside triphosphate hydrolase protein. Lineage: Eukaryota; Fungi; Basidiomycota; Exobasidiomycetes; Entylomatales. Gene Ontology annotation, molecular function: ATP hydrolysis activity; ATP binding. The transcript has 4 exons. Gene Ontology annotation, cellular component: mitochondrial matrix. The coding region runs from base 43 to 1995 and encodes 650 amino acids. The record is from RefSeq and is a predicted model, not a curated record. Gene Ontology annotation, biological process: proteolysis; protein catabolic process.